Molecule: messenger RNA, 1086 nt
Organism: Plectropomus leopardus (leopard coralgrouper)
Lineage: Eukaryota; Metazoa; Chordata; Actinopteri; Perciformes; Serranidae
Source: RefSeq, a predicted model, not a curated record
GAGGUCUCCGGUGUCGGUGGGCUGUAUCCGGCUGCAGCUGAUGGAUUUCCUGGUGCAGUAUUAAGUUAGUUUCAGGCUGAUUUUGCUUUUAAAACGCGAGAGUCAGAGAUGUUUUUGGAUGAGUGGUUUCUGGGUUUAUAUCCGCGAGGAUCUGGCGCCAGGCUCAGCAGCUAGAGGAAAUGCUGUGUGUGAGUUUGGUGUUUGACCACCACCUACUGGAGGAGGACCAGUAUCUCACUGGCUGGAGUCUCCCCGUCGAUGUGUGUGUCCCCCAUCUAAACCAGACGCAAAGUAAAUGUCUUCAGUCACUGACAGUUACUGACAGUGAGCGACUGUCGAGAAACAACCGCAGGUUGGUUAUGAAGGUGUUUCCUCUCCAUCCAAUACUUUGGUCCAGUGUGCUGGUUUUAUGCGCCUCACACAGUGAGACGGAGGCCAACGGUGCAGAUGUCUGUCAGGAGGAGAAGGUCCCGGGCGAUAUCUACCCACAGAGUCCUUCAUGGCAGGCGCACGAUGUCGAGGAGACUGAGGUGAACGGAAACUUUCACUGCCUCCUUUACCCAACAAAUACACUCAACUGCUCCUGGUGGUUUACAACCUUACAGAGGGACACUCGGCUCUUUGUCCAGAUCAGCGUUUGUGAUGACGACAGAACAGUUCGCUCUCUGAACGCUUUGUCUGAGGAAAGAAUCGGAUCGAAGUCUUUGCAUUUGCACGACAAAGCGAACUAUGUCAUCCUCCGCUUUAACAUGACCCUGCACGACGAGUGGACAGUUUAUACCUGCACGUACCACAUGGACAUGAUAGAGGUCCUGUCUCCACCCCAAAACAUCAAUGCAUCCAUCAAAGACAGAGACCUGUUGGUGUCCUGGAGUCUGCCUCACAGUCGGGAGGACUCCACUCCCCUGUGCUUUGAAUACCAGUUGGACAUGGGGGACCAGGAAAGACCCAGAAACGUGAGCGAGCACCUGUCUUACACAGAGCCCAAUGCAGAUCCCACCUGCACCUACAGCGUGAGGCUGAGGGCCAGAAAGAAGGACACCUGCCAAAAAUCCUCUCAGUGGAGCGAAUGGAGUCACGCCGUCA